Molecule: messenger RNA, 1467 nt
Organism: Fraxinus pennsylvanica
Lineage: Eukaryota; Viridiplantae; Streptophyta; Magnoliopsida; Lamiales; Oleaceae
Source: the annotation of a GenBank genome assembly
AUGAAAAAGGUAAAAGUUGUCAUUAGGGAAAGGAUAAACCCUUUGAAUUUAUGCUUGGGCAAUGGGGCCCAUAAUAAUCUCAUCUUUAUAUGCUUACUUGUAAUUUCACCAAUCCAUGAUUCUUCUCUGGCUUUAAAUACAGUGAAAAAUGCUGUGCAGUUUGCAUCAAUUGUGAUAAAGCAAUCGUACAGCAAUUGGAAAUUUCAAUUCUUGAAUGUAAUGGAAGACCAACACCUUUCACCAAAUAGCACGAGAGAUACCGAAUGUAAACUUACAAUUACAGAAGAUGAAGGUCAAGGUCAAGGUGAAGAUCAUCAUCAAUAUUUUGAUGGUCGCCGAAUGCAUAGAGUGCCCCAAAUUAUGAGAUUCAACAAACACGACGAAGAGGAUUACUACGCUCCUAAGAUGGUUUCCUUUGGCCCUUAUUACCAUGGCUUGCCAGAACUUGGCAUGGCAGAAGAAUUCAAGCAUGAAGUCCUUAGAAUGUUUGUUUCAAGCAGCGGCAAAGACAAACAAUUCUUCUACUGCCAGAUCUUUAAAGUGAUCGACCAGAUUAGAAAUUGUUACGUUGGGGUUUCUAGAGAUGCAUAUGACGAUGGAGCACUAUCAGAAAUGAUGCUUCGAGACGCAUUUUUCACUAUAUAUCUUAUGGAGAUUGCCUUGGAAGAUGAAGAUGAAGAUGAAAAAUCUUCCCUCUUCCUUCAACAUCUUGGAAUGGCUGCAAUUCCGUUUGCAUUUCGGGAUACAAAUUUACUUGAGAAUCAAAUUCCACUCUGGGUUAUUAAGCUCUUGAUUAAUUUAAUGUAUGGAGAAGGAUCCAUGUUACUUUGUAAUUACUUAAGUUCCAUGAUUUUGGAGAAUACCAGGCUAACAAAAAUUCCUGGAGAAGAUAAAAAGCAACCACUUCACCUACUAGAUGCUUAUCAUCGACUACUUGUCGAAGAAUUGGAUAAUGCAGGAAAAAUACUUGUCCAGCCUGUUAACAAAUGUCAAUGGUGGCCAAGGAGGAAAGAGAAUCGAACUGAAUUUGGGAAAUACAAUCGUCAAUUUCGUUCAGUCUCCUAUCUCAGAUCAAAAGGCAUCGACUUCAAACCUAGUUCAUAUUGUUUGAAGAGUAUUAGGUUCAAUUCCUACACAUUUUAUGGGCAAGUUCAACUCCCGGUUUGGCUUUUCACUUCCAUUUCCAAGCUAUUCUUUAUAAACAUGAUUGCAUAUGAAACAUCUCCAGAAAAUGACACUGGCAUUACUAUAAUAUGUUAUGUUAAUUUCUUGAAAUCGCUCAUUGACAAACCAGAAGAUGUGAAGGAGCUGCGAGAAAAGAAGAUACUCUUUAGCACCCUUGACAGUGAUGAACAAGUUGCCAAAGUAAUCAAAGAGAUUGAUACUUGCGGAAUUGACGAUUACUCUAUAUUUGAUGAUGUGAAGACGGGAAUUGAGAAGCACUACAGCAGCAAGGCAAGGACAUGA